This is a messenger RNA of Rhopalosiphum maidis (corn leaf aphid), 3302 nucleotides long. Its product is annotated as tyrosine-protein kinase transmembrane receptor Ror-like. Gene Ontology annotation, molecular function: protein binding; transmembrane receptor protein tyrosine kinase activity; ATP binding. Lineage: Eukaryota; Metazoa; Arthropoda; Insecta; Hemiptera; Aphididae. Gene Ontology annotation, cellular component: signaling receptor complex; membrane. Gene Ontology annotation, biological process: multicellular organism development; cell surface receptor protein tyrosine kinase signaling pathway; protein phosphorylation. The transcript is spliced from 16 exons. Bases 260 to 2887 code for a protein of 875 amino acids. The record is from RefSeq and is a predicted model, not a curated record.
CGGCAUGGUUGCGCUCGUACGUUGUAUGUUCCGCGUCGGUUCGCGUGACGUCUCGUCCGGUUGUUCCGCAAUCUCUCGCAGUUAUUUCGCUAAUAUCUGAUAUCGGUUACGUUUUAAUAUCUCGCGCUUAUUUUCGAGAGCGCUAUUGUACGCGAUAUUACCGCGAUACACUACCAAACGGCUAAUAAUAAUAAUAACGACAACAGUAUUUUGCUGUUGACUAUUAGACAAGACUCGCGGGUGCGAUUUACGCGCGACAAUGUUUCGCAGCAGGUGGACAGCGUCAAUGCUGUUGGUGACUGCCGUUUUUCUGUCGUCUGACAGUCAAUUGUGGACUCCGGUAACGGGAUCCAACACGUUCAUAGACGAAAACACCAAUUUAGCUGAAGACUUUUUUCCGGACGAAGGAGAACCGGCACCAAACAUCGAAGAAUACAGUAGCAUUUCCAAUUACGACGACUAUGACACUGAGACAAAUUCUUCUACUGCUUAUGAAACUGACAACACUGAUGUCCUUUUACCAAAAGGGAACAAAUCGAGCGUCAUGCAUUUCGUUCGGCAACUGAAUAAUAUUACAAGAGACUCAGGCAAGUCAGUUAAGCUCAAUUGCGAAGUAACCGGUGAGCCACCACCACUGAGGAUCCAAUGGUACAUGAACGAGGUGCCUGUCGGAGGAUCAGACGGUGUUGGGGGCGGUGGUGGCAGUGACGGCGGGAGUGGUGAGAAAAAAUCUAAGCCCCGACUAACGGUCAAACGAUUCCAGUCUAGGCAUAAGAACGGACUCGGGUCUCGGCUACGGAUCAACAAGCUGGAAGUGCACGACAAAGGAUUUUUCACGUGCGAGGCCACAAACGGCAUUGAAAAAAUACAGUCCACCGCAAUACUCAUUGUCAAAGUCAACCGUUUCAGCCAUGAUGAAUCCAGUAUAGACAUACCUCAUUUUGGAUUUUCAAACCAGUAUCCGAUAGUACUAGAAGGGGAAACCAAAAUCAAUUCGCACAUUGGAAUUAAUGAACAGCAAAGUCCACUCGAUACUAUUCCAGAGCUCAGUCAAGUUUUAACUUAUCCAAUAUGUCAAAUGUACCAAGGUUCACAUUGUUCAAAAUACCUACAAGGUCAAAAUGUGUAUAUACCCGCAAAUUCUUCUCAGGCUCUUAUUGAAGGAAACCUAAAUUCAGCUUUUAAAGUAAUUACACGAUCUACUGAUAUGACAGCUGGUUGUGCAAAAUAUGCUGUACCCUCCAUUUGUCAUACUGCUUAUCCGUUAUGUAGAAAGGAUAAGACUAUACCUAAGCCGUUGCUUGUGUGCCAAGAGGACUGUGAACUAUUGGAAAACGACAUUUGUAGUCAAGAGCAUGCAAUUGCCAAAAAACAUCAUUUACUUGGACGUUUUGUGAAUUUACCUAAUUGUUCUUCUUUACCAAAAACUGAUUGUUUUGAACUCGGUAUUGAGAAACCUGAAGUGAAUGAUGAUGAAAAGUGUUAUUGGGGAUUAGGAGUUUCAUAUCGGGGUACAACAUCAUCAUAUCAAAAUCUAUCAUGUGUACGUUGGAGUCAACAGUUAAUUGUAAAAACAUCUGAUUAUAAGGAAUUACAAGGAGGUCAUCGUUUCUGUCGCAAUCCAGGAUCUGAAGAAAAUGAACCUUGGUGUGUUGUUGAAAUGCCAGACACAGGUCAAAUGAAAAAAGUGAUUUGUGAUGUUCCACAUUGCAUGAGAACUCUACAAUUACCAAUCUUCAUUGUAAGCACAGUCAGUAUUUCUUUAUUUAUUGUGCUGGUGGUAAUGGUAAUUUGCUGUAUUCGAAGAAAAAGUAAGCGGCAGAAUUCAGCAAUACGUCGUAGGCUGCCUCCUUAUACAAAUCAAAAACAAGACAUUGUAAAAGGUAAAACUAAUGGCCUAGAAUUAUCAUCAUUAAUACCAGGCUCAAGUGCUUCAAGUCAAAAAUCAGAUAAAUACUGUAAAGUUAGACAAUAUGCGUUGGGUGAAAUCACAUUCUUACAAGAAAUUGGAGAAGGUGCUUUUGGCAAAGUUUUCAAAGGUCAAGUGCCUAACGAUAUGGGUACCAUAAUUAUGGUAGCCAUCAAGACAUUGAAAGAAGGUGCAAGUGCUAAGACAGCAGCAGACUUUAAACGUGAAACUGAUUUAAUGGGAGAAUUACGACAUCCAAAUGUGGUUUGCUUGGUAGGCAUGUGUGCACGUCCAGCAUGUUUAUUGUUUGAAUACAUGGUUGGUGGUGACUUACAUGAAUUUCUAAUGGCGCGUUCUCCACAUUCACCAAAUUCCCCAAUAGCACCACCACUUAACCAGGCAGACUUUAUGUAUAUUGCUACCCAGAUAGCUUCAGGUAUGGAAUAUUUAUGCAGCCAUCAUUAUGUGCACAGAGAUUUAGCUGCUAGAAAUUGUUUAGUUGCUGAAAAUCUUACAGUAAAAAUAUCAGAUUUUGGUCUUUCAAGGGAUAUUUACUCAUCUGAUUAUUACAGAGUACAAUCAAAAUCGUUGUUACCUGUGAGAUGGAUGCCACCCGAAUCCAUUCUAUAUGGCAAAUUUACAACCGAAUCUGAUGUUUGGAGUUUUGGUGUUGUAUUAUGGGAAGUUUAUAGCUAUGGUUUACAACCAUAUUAUGGAUAUAGCAAUCAGGAAGUGAUUGAAAUGAUUCGCUCGCGUCAACUCCUUCCGUGCCCUCAAGAAUGUCCAUCAAGAAUGUACUCGUUAAUGAUGGAGUGUUGGCAUGAGGCACCUGUCCGGCGACCGAAUUUCACAGAAAUUCACUCUCGGCUCAGACAAUGGGCAGCUAUGUCUGUAUCAACAGCACCCACCAUGACAUACUCUAUGGUGCGCCCUGGAAGUCAAUCUGAUCGCACAGGUGUUGCUCGUGUUCAAUAUUAAAACAAUUAUUUGAUCAUAUUCUUCUGUGACAUCACAAGAAUUCAUAAUUAACCGUCUUCCACAUGCAAAAUUUUAUUUGUGCCAUACAUUUAACAUUUGUUCAAACUAAAUUUUCUUGUGCAUACUUCAUCUGCCGUGUUCAAAUUCAUUCAUGUAUGGAAAUAGGAAACAUUACGCUUUUAAGUCAUGGGUGAUGAAAGCACCAGUGUAUGAUUGAAUUCUUUAAAACCAUAAUAUAGUUAUUUGGUUGUGUUGAUUUUGUUAGAGUUGUGACGUCAAGAUAGUAGUUUUGUCUUGUACUUAUUAAUAACCUACUACUACUACUUUAAUUAUUAUUACUUGUCAGGUGUACAUAUGUGUUUUUAUUGUACAUACACAAAUAAUGUAUUAUAUAAUUUAUUAUUUAUUAAUUAUU